Drosophila ananassae is the source of this 3531-nucleotide messenger RNA. RefSeq lists its product as uncharacterized. Lineage: Eukaryota; Metazoa; Arthropoda; Insecta; Diptera; Drosophilidae. Bases 161 to 1978 code for a protein of 605 amino acids. The transcript has 4 exons. The record is from RefSeq and is a predicted model, not a curated record.
AUACACAAUGCGAUAGCUAUCGAACACGCGAUAGUAGCGUACACAAGCAUCUAUGUAUUUUUACAUCCCUAUUCUGCUUUUUUAUUUCACGGUCCAAAUACACGGAAAACAGGGCUUGGAUUGGAGGCUUGGUCGAUUCGCACAAACGCAAAUAUAAGCCAUGGAGGUUGCCACCGCCCACGCCCCCGGCGAGCUAAAGUCAGAGUUAACGCCGGCUAGCCCGGUGCCGAGCCAGAAUCCCAAUCAAAAACCCAACCAAGCGCCGGCAACAAACGAAAAUGGUGUACAAACAGGACAAAUAAAGACGGAGAGCUGCGAAUCCACACAUUCCAGUGGGACGGGGAACCUCAAAGUGGAGCGGGACGACGAGAAGCCCAAGACCGAAAUGGCUGAGAAAGUAUUGAUUACCAUAUGCAGUGCGGAUCGGAAGAACAAGAAGACUUUCAUGUCCUUUCCCACGCGAAAGGAUGUGAUUGAAAAGGCACACAAAUAUGGUCUUUCCGGAAGUACGAUUGUCCUGGAGAGCAAUGGCUGCGAAAUCUGCGAGGACGAAGUGCUACUCUUCGCUGCUAAAGAAAAGAUACUCCUUAUGCUUCUUGCUGAAUCCGAUGAGUAUGUGGUUUUGCCGCCGCCGUCGCCCUUAAAUCGAUCGGAUCGUGCUGGUAGCUCGGUGGAUCCCAGCUUCUAUGCCAACAACAGUAUUGUAUCGAAUGCGAAUGACUCGACGGUGUCCAAUGACGAAACCCUAUCUUUGGCCAGCGUCACGCCUUCAAAUGCGAAGAACGCGACGCUGUUCAAAGAAUUUUCAAUACCCUGGAACAAGGUGCCGAACGAUGUUAUGAAAAUACUAAAGGGAAAAGGCAGCUUGGGCAAGCGGUUAAACACGCUGGGCAACGUCUUGGUGGAGGCUCUACGCGAAAGGUCCGCACACAUUCCGAUUAGAGUUUUCAGGCAGGUGGCCCAGCAAGCAGCCGAAAAGUAUCCGGACUCUCUGCUCGAAAAGGAUCGUGAAGGACAGUUCAUUGCCACCACGCCGCAGUCGCUGAUCUCAAAGAUGAUCAAUCGGAACAAUGCGCUCAACAGGCCUCAAAAACGUGCCAGUGGCUCUAGCUCCGGUACCUUCGAGAUUCACAUCACCAGCAAGAAACGAAAAUCGGGUGUGAACGCCUCCAACGGGGAUGCCAAAACUCAGGCCAUCAACAGGGAUCUUGAGCAAAAGAAGGAGCUACUGAUCUCCAGCUAUCGCGGCAGUGCGUCCUUGGAGAAAUCCACCAUAGUGGAGUAUAUGAAAGAGUGUUUCCCGUUGCAGCGCGCUUUUUUCAAUAAUAGCGAAAAGAUUCCCGAUAUCACGUCCAUAAAGGAUAACUGGCCCUACAUCUUUGACAAGGCAAUGCUGUUCCAACACUUUGAGCUCCUCAUGUCCAUCGAUCCGAAGGUUUUGGAGAAGCGCCUGGCCAGCGAAAAAGAGCGAUUCUUCAAGUUCUUCAAGGGAUCGAAAAAUAAAAAAAUUAGCGCUCUGGGAGAGAGCAAUGCGAAUCUGGUGCGCGGUAUAGCAUACCACUUUAACGAGGAUCCCGACUACAUAUUCAAGCAACUAGAGAACGGUCCCUUGUCCAAGGAGGUGUUGCAGAAUAUGAAUCCCACGAAUGCUCCUUGGGUGGCUCUAGUCAAUUCGCCCAUUAAAGCCGACGGCGUGGAAUCCAAGACCGAAGCUAUGGUCUAUAUCGAGGGUCAAAUAAUGGCCACAUUCGCCGCCAAGGAUGGAGACCUGCCGGAUAUCCUGGCCCAGCUUAUCUGCUACUAUUAUACCUUCAACAUGAUGUACCCCAAGGAGGCCAAUCAAACUCUCGAAUUUAUUGUCGUCUACUUUCUGCAGCAUUCGCCAGAACAAGUAGGUUCAGCCAAGAAAUCGGUGACCACCAACAGCAAAUUUAACCAGCUUAUUGCCAAGCUUGCCAAUGCCAACGCCAAUGGCUGAGCCUGAAUGUUUAUGAAUAUGGAACUGGAAUCCGAGGCACAGUUGGCGCCGCUUCAAUCUCCCCUCGCUUCUUACAAACGAGGAGCCGCAUUCUGUUUAGUUUAUUUAUUUUAUCCGACCUAUUCCACAUGUAUUUGUACCACUAGUUUUAAGAUUUACAUACCGUGUGUAGUAAUAUUGUGUAUACAUUUCUGAUUUAUCACCCGUGAAAUUUGUUUAUUUCUUUCAAGAAAUAUUUUUUUAAGGUAUGUUUGAAAAAAUUGGUUUAUUUUAACUCAAAAUUUCGUACAAAAAUCGAAAACCAAAUUGUAAGAACUUAUGAAACUAUUUAUUUAUUCCGUGAACCUUUCCCGGAUCCUAUUUAAAAGGAUUUUCCGUGUUUAUAAAAGUUCCUUUUUGAUUGUUUUGAAACGUCCCUUUUCCAAUUUUCCCUCCGAAACCAUUUUUGAUCAAAUCUUUUGUGGCGUUUAAAAGGGACCCCUUUUUGGAUGUCACUCCCAAAGUGAUUUUCCUGCGGUAGAAGUUACGUUCCUUGAAGGUAAAGUUUUUAACGUCAGUGGGUAGCUCUCCUUUAUUGCAAUCCUUGAAGGUGCCCUUAUCCUUGGACUUAUAGAUGUUAUUUUUCUUCUUGGGAGUGGGCUCAUCAUCAAAGGACUCCCAUUUGGUGGGUUCCGCUCGCUUCGCUUCGAUUACGUUUUUUCUGUGAUUUUUUUCACGCUGCUGCAUAAACUUCUUUGCAUCCGCGCUUUCCACAUUAAGACGUUUAGCACUGCUAAUCUCCUCGGACGCCUCUAUAAUGUCGUUCUUCACAUGCUGCCAUGGUUUUGCGGUAGGCUCUGGAUUUGGAGUGAAGUUGGAGUCAGAUUUCCAUGUCUUGCACGAGUAUGGCUUAAACUUGGCCUUGCCCCAGUUUUGAGUCACUUUUUUAAGUUCUUCCUUAUGCUUCUUAUUCAUUUUCGUGGUCAUUUUUAUUUACAAAAAUUAUUUACAAUAAUAAAUAUGUUUUAGUGAUGGGAGUUUCCAAAUGACGAUUCGAUAAAAAUGAGGUAGAAGAUGAAAAUAAUACAAGCUUAUUGUAAAACGCAGUUUCUUUUAUUAUUAUUCAUUUUUUUUUUAAAUAAAAUGUUGAUUUUUAUUUUAAUAAAUUGGCCAAAAGUGGGAUAACUCUUUUUUUUAAACAUUGAAUUUGGCCUGUUCCUAGCCAACUUGCCACCAUUAUCAUGUUGUGUUAUCGCUGCCGUUCGAAUAACCGCCAAUCGAUUCAACACGUGCGCCGCUGCAGUUCGGAAAUAUACAUAUUAGAGAUUUCAGGAUGCGAGGCGGUGGACAGAACCACUCCGGUCAGGAAAACUACCAAUACUAUGAAGACGGUGGAGGAGGUCACCGAUCGUUCCAAGAUGUUUCUGUGCACAGGCCGAAUUUCAACAAUAGCAAUGGCAAUCGACAGGAGCCAGGAAGAGACGACUCGUUCAACAAAUUCCGUGAUCCCCAGCAGCCUCCUAAUAAAGAUCAUGAGAAUAAAGGAGGACAUAAUGGUAUUGUAGGCGGAGGAG